Marmota monax (woodchuck) is the source of this 964-nucleotide messenger RNA. Its product is annotated as alpha-1-acid glycoprotein. Gene Ontology annotation, biological process: regulation of immune system process. The record is from RefSeq and is a predicted model, not a curated record. Lineage: Eukaryota; Metazoa; Chordata; Mammalia; Rodentia; Sciuridae. The coding region runs from base 47 to 631 and encodes 194 amino acids. The transcript is spliced from 6 exons.
UGCGCCCUCCUGCCCUGAGCUCUGCCAGGUGCCUCCUGCUCUCAGCAUGGUGCUGCCCUGGGCCCUCGCAGUCUUGAGCCUCCUGCCACUGCUAGAGGCUCAGAGCCCGGCAUGUGCCAACCUCACGGCCAAGCCCAUCACCAACGCCACCCUGGACUGGCUCUCUGGCAGGUGGUUUUACAUCGGCUCAGUUUUUCUGGACCCCGCGUUCAAGCAGAUGGUUCAGAAGGUCCAGGCCUCCGACUUCUACUUCACCCCUAACCUGACCCAGGACACGAUUCUGUUCCAGCAGUACCUGAGCAUCGAUGACCACUGCGAAUACAACUCCAGUGUCCUGUGGGUCCAUCGAGAGAAUGCCACCCUCUCCAGAUAUGACAGCGGCAAAAAGUUCAUGGCCCAGCUCCUCCUCCAGGACUUCAACAGCACCUACUUACUGGCCUUCUCGAUGGACGACGAGAACAAGCGGGGCCUGUCCUUCUACGCCAACAAGCCCGAGGCCACCCCUGAGCAGCUGGAAGGGUUCCGUGAGGCGCUGGAGUGCAAGGGCAUGGACAAGUCGGAGAUCAUGUACACCGACUGGAAGAAGGUGUCACUGACCAUCCAGAAAAUCACCGAGCCCAUGAGCUGGUGACGCGUGACCUGACAGACCCGGGAGAUCUCCAUGACCGUGACAAUAAAACCUCGAUGUCCAUCUUCCACCUGAGACCCUUCCUCCCCUGACCACCAGUAGUGGGUCCCGGGGUUUCAUGGACCCACCACCUGAGCUGCCCCUCCUGCCCCACAGCCUGGCCCUCCCCUCCCCUGGCCAGGGGACUCCACCGGGCAUCUGGCCACCCCAGCCUCAGCAGCUGCAUCAGCAAAACAGUGGUGCCCACAGGUCCCGAGCAGACCAGCUGCCGCAGCUUGGGCCCCAUUCUUGGGCCAGCAAGCUGGGGCGCAGGGGCAGGGCCAGCCCCAGGGCCUC